UGGGAUAUUGAUCAGGCUGUAUUGAAGUAUCGUAGUAGCGAGAAAACACCGUAUUUAUAGAAACUCCACUGCCAGUUUAAUUAAAUUUAUUGUAGAGUGCAUGUAUGUCGCAAGAGGACGGACUUACUCGCAAGCUGGAGAUAAUUAUUUGCUAGGUGUUGAAGAAGUCUGAUUUCAGCGUUGUGAUCAAGUACCUAGGGCAGCUACUGUACACCCAGUGGAUAUGAUAAAAGUGUUUCACUUCAUUUCAUAAUUGAUUCAUAAUAUUUUUCCUGUUUGGUGUUGUUUUUCAAUGUAUUGAUGGUCUUUCAUUUGGCCUCUAGUUGACAAGAAUCUUGAGGUGUGGACAUUAGUAACCUGUCAAAUAAAUGCCCUCUUUAGAAUCCGUAUCUGGACAUCUGGUUUUGGACUAUUCAGCCUCACCAAGUUUCUUUGUGAUGUGCAUAUGAAUUGUGCUUUUGUGUACACUUAGCUAACGUUAUUGUGUAGAGCCAAUGCGUGUACUACGGUACGCCUUUCUGUAAACAUUUUGACAGACAUCAGAAACGAGAGAGGGAUUGCCGUGUUGAGCAGUGUCUGAGAAUGAUAGUACCUGCUCGUAUCAUAAGUGCUGAUUGGGAUUUUCUUAAGGUUAAGAGACGCAGCGGCUACGAGGAAAACGGACUAGACAUACCUUCGUCAGAGUCAAGGUCUAUGGAAAUAGGGCAACUUGGUAGCCCAGGGCAAGCAUCUACAGGUCACUCUAGUCCAGCUAAUCACACAAGCCCAAAUGGUUCAGUGUGUACAAUAACACCCAAUGGGAAUAGUACUAAUCAUGUUCCAAUGGCAACAACUGUUGAAUCCACAAGUCUAACAGAUUCUAGCUGUUGGAAUAACAUUCCCAACUCUACAACAAUCAAGUCCGAGCCUAUAAGCCAUUGCGCGACGCCCACCUCAUCCACUGUAGGGGGCGCUUUCCAUGACCGAUCUUCCUUAGAAAACUUCGCAGGGUCAGGUAACGGUAUCACAGGUCAAAGUUCAUUGGACAUGAAUUUACGAACAAAGAGUGAAUAUUCGGCAACCCAGUAUUUUGGAAGCCAAACCUACCCUCACAUAAUUCAACCGGGACAGGGCAGUAACUUUCAGGCUCUGAACUCAACACCUCAAGGAUCCUACUCAUCCUGCAACCCAUCUCCAUACCCAUUCCCAUCACAAACAUCCGGCCAAAUGUCAUAUUCAGGCCUAGCAAUGCCAUAUGGAGGCAAAAAUUCCUUGAAAUCUGAAAGUCAACUACAGGGCCAGGCAUUCCCAAGUGCCUAUGGAUCAGGAUUUCCAGGCACUCAAAAUCCCUUUUAUUCAAUGUCAGGAAGUAGUUUUACAGGCAGCACCCCAUACCCGUAUCCAACAACAAGCAGUACACAAACAACAAAUACACAAGUGUUUGGCAGUACUCCUCAACAGGGUAUAGACUACAGCACAACAUAUCCAAGUGCUUAUGGCAGUACUCUGAACCAAUACUACCCAGGUUACUCUCCCUAUAUGAAUAGCUCCAUACAAACAUCCAUCCCUACCACAACGACAACAUACCAAUUAGCACCUCUACCAGAAGAAAUUCAACCUUUUACGGAUGCACCAGUGAAGAUAGAUGAUAUAAAUCGAUUAGGAGGGGGUCGCAUAAACAACAAACUAAAUAGAAAUAGAUCGUCAAGGGGAAGGCGCAAUCCAUCACCUCCACCAGAAAGUGAUCUUGAGAGGGUCUUCGUUUGGGAUCUUGACGAGACCAUAAUUAUAUUUCACUCAUUACUAACAGGAUCUUAUGCAUCACGCUUCGCUAAGGAUGCGCCAUCUUCGGUAUCUCUUGGUUUGCGAAUGGAAGAGAUGAUCUUUAACCUUGCUGAUACUCAUCUGUUUUUCAAUGAUUUAGAGGAAUGUGAUCAGGUUCACAUAGAUGAUGUAGCAUCAGACGAUAAUGGUCAAGAAUUAUCGAAUUAUAACUUCCAAACAGAUGGAUUUCAUGCAGCCGCUACAAGUGCAAAUUUAUGUUUAGCAACAGGAGUUCGUGGAGGUGUAGACUGGAUGAGAAAACUAGCCUUCAGAUAUAGAAGAAUAAAGGAAAUGUAUGCAAGCUACAAGAACAACACAGGAGGCUUACUUGGACCACAGAAAAGGGAAACAUGGCUGCAACUUAGAGCUGAAAUAGAAGGCAUGACAGACUCCUGGCUUAGCCUAGCUUUAAAAUCACUCUCAAUUGUUGCAUCAAGGAAAAACUGUACAAAUGUAUUAGUGACAACAACUCAACUGGUGCCAGCCGUUGCGAAAGUUCUUCUGUAUGGACUAGGGGGUGUGUUCCCUAUUGAGAAUAUUUAUAGUGCAACUAAGAUUGGUAAAGAGAGCUGCUUUGAAAGGAUUGUAUCAAGAUUUGGUCGUAAAGUAACAUAUGUGGCAAUAGGGGAUGGACGAGAUGAAGAACAAGCAGCCAAGUCACUCGACUUUCCAUUUUGGAGAAUUUCAAGUCAUUCGGAUUUGGCUGCAUUACAUCAUGCACUUGACCUAGGCUACCUCUGAACUUUGAACUCAACAAACAAAAUAUAAAUGAUUAUAGUGCCAAUGGUUAUAUAGAGAAUGUGCCAACAACACUUGCGUGGAUGAGGAUGUACAAAUAUUUUAAACACGCACAUGACUUCAAUAACUAACUGCAGUAGUCAACAAUGCUCUGCUAUUUAUCAUUGUUGGAAAUCCUUGAUGCAAACAAAUUUAAAAUUUGCAGAUAAUGAGUAUAUUCCAAGAAAAUUAUUUCUACAGUUCCUGUCUCGAAAUAUGGCACAAGAAUUAAUAUUUAUUUGAUUAUAAUUAAAAAAAUGAACAAACUAUUUCCUAUGAUUUACAGAGAAACAUUUAUUGAUAACUUCUUUAAAUUAUUGGAAAUGUCUCCGAGAGUAAAGUGACAGGGAAAGUGAUAAGCAACAGUGUUGAUGGUUUAAAUCUAUGAAAUGAUGUUGCAAAAAAAGUGCAAUGAUGCAAGGACAGAUUUUGCAAGAGGAAAGAAACUGCUCUGAAACCUGUACACUGACCAAAGUGAACAUUCUGAAACUAUAGAGGACGCUAAACAUACCAAAGGCAUGGUGAUUGAAGAAAGCAUUUCUAAAACUAUUAUCGAAUGAGUGAAGGGGAACGGAAUAUUUGCUGACAGGGAAAAUGGAGACUAAAAAGAACAUGCGUAACAAUGAGUUUAACACUUGUGAUGAUGUUUGCUGCUUUUAUAUAGCAGAAGUCUAAAGUGGAACUGAUGUUGCACUCGUCUUUAAUGCACAAUGUGUAUUAUUAUUAAAAAAUAUAAUGAUGCAAAGGUAUGGGCACAUCUGCAGAGUUAGAAAUUGUUGAAGUGAAUCAACAGUCUUAAAUGUCAUACAUUUUAAGUCCUACUAUAGUGCUUAUUACAGUAUAUUGUGAGCUGGUGUAAAGCUUUUCAGGAUAGCCACAAAACAGUAUUCCCACCAGGGUAGCCACAAAAUUGGCAGUCCUUCCAGGGUAGCCUCAAAUCAAUAUUUUUCAUGAGGUAGCCACAUAACAGUAGCCCUCAUAACCCAAAAAUAUAAACCUUCACCAGAUUACCCACAAAACAGUAGCCUUUCCAGAGUAGCUAUAAGAUAGUAGCCCUCUGAAAGACAACUGCCCCAAUGUCAGGGUCACUGGAAAUAUCAAGUUAAUUGCCCUAGAAUGGUUAACUUUGAUGUGAAUAACUAGCCUAUGCUCUUACAUUCGUUAGUGUUUCCAGUAGCAUGUAAAUAUUCCAAAAAUAUAUCAGCAUAUUGCAAUAGUAUAUACUCAAAAGAAAUUGUCAACACAGAGUAUCUUUAAUUUAUUUAGAAUGAAAUUUUAAAGUCUAAAAUACUGGUCCAUCUUAAAUUCCAAAUCAGUUUAUCAAGUAAAGAGUGGAAACUUAAAUAUUUGUUACAUCCUACAAACAUUAUAUUUAAUUACUUUACUUGAAUGCAAAAAUCUGGGUAAAUAUAUUGGCCAUUCUUCUUUUCUCUGUCAGUAUGAAAUUCAAAAACGAAUUCUGAAAAAAUGUUUCUUUUAUACAAAAACUUAUUGUGAGUUGAACAAAAAUCUAAUGAAGUGUAAAUUAUGCGCCAUUUUGCAAUAUAAAAUCGUCUGGACUUUCCAUAAAAAGGUCUUGUAAAGUAAUUUUGUGAGUAAUAAUAGAUAAGCAGUAAAUUAGCAGUUUAAUUAGAUGUUAAAUGUGAUGUAGCACCAUUUGAUGUAGCGCCAUUUUUAUGUAGCAUGUUUGUUAUUGGCAGACUGUGGUUCCAAAGGGGAUCUAAUCUUCUGCACUUCUGUAAAAUUUGUGGCGUGACUUUUUGGCAUAAUUUAUGAAUAUCAUUGUGUGUUAAAACAAAGAAAAAAUGAAAAUAACCAAGCAGGGUAAUGCAUUGCACUCAAAUUUAUCUACGUGUUAAUGUGAUUUUAUGCACAUAAUGUGUGCGCAUGCACAUACAUGUUUCAUGUGUACUCUCAUAUGUAUAUAUUUAAAUGUAUGUGUAUAUACAUACAUAUAACAUUAUAUAUAUGUAUGAUAUAUACAUGCAUGGUAAUAUGGAUUUUCACAGAUAUAUUAUUAACAUUAUUUAUAUGGAUGCAUAUGUACAUACAUAUUAUGUAGGUACUUAGAAAUAACUAGACAUCAGGACCAAGUAGAGUAGUACAUGUAGUGUCCAUAAAAUAUACAAAAAAAACCCAUUUAUUACUAAAAAAAGGGCUUAGAUAUUCAAUUACAUGUUUUAUGUCUCUGAAACAACUUUUUUGUGUGUGAUUUCUACUCUUUUUAGACAUAAACAAAUUCAUAUAAGUCAGUAACCAUUUAGCUUUGUUUUUUAC
Molecule: messenger RNA, 4857 nt
Organism: Anneissia japonica
Lineage: Eukaryota; Metazoa; Echinodermata; Crinoidea; Comatulida; Comatulidae
Product: eyes absent homolog 1-like
Exons: 18
Coding region: 583-2544 (653 amino acids)
Biological process (GO): cell differentiation; negative regulation of extrinsic apoptotic signaling pathway in absence of ligand; positive regulation of DNA repair
Cellular component (GO): nucleus
Molecular function (GO): protein tyrosine phosphatase activity
Source: RefSeq, a predicted model, not a curated record